Messenger RNA from Nomia melanderi (Alkali bee), 3038 nucleotides. Its product is annotated as CCA tRNA nucleotidyltransferase 1, mitochondrial. Gene Ontology annotation, molecular function: tRNA binding; nucleotidyltransferase activity. NCBI's taxonomy places the organism in Eukaryota, Metazoa, Arthropoda, Insecta, Hymenoptera, Halictidae. Gene Ontology annotation, cellular component: mitochondrion. Gene Ontology annotation, biological process: mitochondrial tRNA 3'-end processing; tRNA 3'-terminal CCA addition. The record is from RefSeq and is a predicted model, not a curated record.
AAAUUAUUUAUCCCAAAUUAGGAUACAUAUUCUAACUUCGUAUUUAUAUUUUAAGCUGUUCCUUUAUUUCAUAUUUUUGCCAUUAGAUGUCGUUCAUAUUUAUUAAUUAAGAAAAGUUGGUAGCUGACAACAUUCUAAAAAAAGUAAAAGUUGAAUAAUUAUAAGUAAUGUUCAUAGUUUUUAAUAGUACUAAUUAUUUCGUCCCACGUUGUUUUCUCAGAAGAACAUAUCAUAAGUUGAUAAAAUACCAGCAAAACAUACCAAUGCCACAUAGCAGAGAUGAUCCAGUGAUUACAAAAUUGAAUGAUCCUUUAUUUCAUUCAUUAUUUACGCCGGAACUUAAAAUCUUAUCAGAAUUAUUUAAGAAACGAAACUAUGAAAUACGAAUUGCCGGUGGUGCUGUCAGAGAUAUCCUGAUGGGUAUAAAACCAACAGAUCUAGACUUUGCAACAGAAGCCACUCCAGAUGAAAUGAAAGAUAUGUUCAAUGAAGAAAACAUUAGAAUGAUUAAUAAUAAAGGAGAGAAACAUGGUACAAUUACUGCAAGAAUUAAUGACAAAGAAAAUUUUGAAGUAACCACACUUAGAAUCGAUAAAAUUACAGAUGGUAGACGCGCAGAAGUUGAAUUUAUAAAAAAUUGGAAACUAGAUUCUUUACGCAGAGAUUUUACAGUAAAUUCCAUGUUUCUCGAUUUAGAAGGAAAGCUGUAUGAUCAUUUUUUUGGUUAUGAUGAUUUACAAAAGAGACAAAUUGUAUUUGUGGGAAAUCCAGUGAACAGAAUUCAGGAAGAUUACCUUAGAAUAUUCAGGUACUUUCGAUUUUAUGGAAGAAUUGCGGAACAACCAGAUGCUCAUAGGGAGGAAGCGAUAGAAGCAAUAAAGAAAAAUGUACAUGGCUUAGAACAAAUAUCAGGUGAAAGAAUUUGGAGCGAAUGGACAAAAAUUCUUUCUGGAAAUUAUGCGAAAGAGGUGACAUUAAAAAUGUUAGAAUGCGGUGUUGGAAGUUAUGCUGGACUACCAGAAGAACCAAAUAUAGAAAACUUCAAAACUGUUUAUGAUGCGUGCAAGCAAAACAAUGUUACUUUGAAUCCAAUAUCCUAUCUUGCUUUGAUGUUAAAGAACGAGGAUGAAGCAUUCAAUCUUCAUAAAAGAUUAAAAUUGUCUUCAUUUGAAAGAGAUCUAGCAAUAUUUUUAACCAGUUCCAACAAAUACAAACCUUCAGAGAACCUGAAGAAUUAUGAAAGUAUAUUUAUUCAUUGGAAAGGAAAUAAAACGAAUUGCAAAGUUUAUAUUUGUGAAUUACUUAAGUGUAAACAAUUAUUUGAUCUUGCAGAACAAUUUGAUAAAGUUAUAAUACCUAGAUUUCCGAUUAGUGGGCACACACUGAGGCAAAACAUAAAAAAUGGAAAAAAAAUUGGCAUGGUCCUUAAAGAAUUGAAAGAUAUUUGGUUGGAUUCAAAUUUUAAAAUGACUGAAGAAAAAUUGCUUCAAGAAGUUCCACGAAUUAUUGGUGAAAUAGAAGAUAAAGAAUAAUAUAAAUAAAUAUUUUUAAUCAAACAACUAUAUCCUUGAUUUGCAUUUUGAGUUCCAAUUUUUUUAUCGGUUUUUACACAGAGACGAAUAAGUAGUACGAAUUAAAUUUUUUAAGUAAAUUAUGAAGUUUAUAAAUUUUAUAUUCAGUAAUUAAAAUUUACAUAGAAUCACAAUAAUGUUAUAAGUAUUUGAAAAUAUUUCUAUUUUUCUUGUUUUAUUAUUUUUUCUACAUUGUACAUUUACAAAUAAUAUUGUUCAAAAACCUUUACAUCCUAUUAUUAAAUUACUUACUUUGUCUAAAUGAAAGUAUUUGUACAAAAGGAAAUUAAAAUUAAGACUAAAUAAAAGUAUGCAAAUAAACACAUUCUAUCUUUAAACGAGGAUCAAGAAAAGGAAGAACAAUUAUACAUUAUGAAUGUAUAACCUUACAGGAAUUAUUUUGUAUUAAAAUCUUUAACAGUAUAAGACACAUUUAUUUUCAAGAGCAUCACAUACUUAUGGUAAAUUGCAAUCCCUUAGAAUCUAUUUACAUAGUAAACUCACGUGAAAAAAUUCCCGUUAACGGGACUCCUCAAAAUAUAAUUCAGGAUAUUUGCUUGAUUAUUGAGCUCUUAAUUAGGCAAUGAAACCCUAAUUAAUCGAAAAUGUUUUCAACUUUGAUUUCUUUACUAUUAAAAUGGUUUUAUAUAAUUCGAAAGUUCAACUUUUCCUAAAACGUUGCUCGAAAAUAUAAAAAAACCUUUUUUAUUCUCUAAUUAAAUUAUUUUAUAAUACAUUAAAUGUACAUUCUUUUUCACUUAAAUUCGAUAAUUUCGUACGUAAUUAGUUUAGUUCAGUUUAGUUGCAUUAAAUGUAACAUGUAUACUAUUAUUUCCAGUGACAUAUUCUAUUUAAUAGUAAUAUUAAAUCUCAUUUUUAUAAAUAAUGAAGGAUGAUGUGUUCCAUUAAUACGAAUAAUUGGGGUUUCAAUUGCAUUUUUCUUUCAGAAGGAUUCUAUUCGGGCCUAUCGGAAUUAAUUUUUAAAUAAUAAUAGAAUUUCCGCGUGAUGUUUAGAAAUUGUUUCUAAGUUAAAGAAAUUUUUGUUGAAGCAUAAAUCUAGUGAAAAAUUUGUAACCAAUUUCACGUGAACACUUCAGCAAAAUCAAUUUCCAUAGUUUCGUAUAGUAUUUUUUACCAUUCCGCAUCCCCAUUCAUUUUCUGAAAAACAUAAUCCUUUCCACUGAGGUUCAUUAUGCCGUCUUUGAGGUAGAAUUUCCAUUUGUUUCUACUCCUCGUUAUCUAAAAUAAUUAUCUGAUUAUUUUUAAAAAAUAUUUUUAAAAAAUACGUAGUUUAUACAUUUUUAUAACAUUCUUUAUAAAAUAAAUAAGAUCCUUAUAUUUUGUUACAAAUACCUUGUCGUAUUGACAAACGACUACAUUAUCGGUAUCAAAUAAAUCUGCUGGAUCGUCAUCCGUUACAUCAUCUUCAGAAUUUAAGGGUUCCUGAAAUAAUAGGCUACAUUAUUA